GUCGUAUGAUAUGUGCACUAUGUGGCGCCAAAUACUAACCCAACUCCAGAAUUCAGCUGAUCUAUUGAUCGCAUUAGUAGUAUUGUGAUAUUAAAAUAAAGAUUAAAAAACAAUGGAUCUCGUUGAAAUUGAUUACCAUGAUUAUUUGGCUGAACUUACUGAUUUUAUUGGUGAGGGUAUUACGUGUUUCUUUGAAAAUGAUUGGGAAAAUCAUGUGAUGAUGUGGUACAAGAAUGAAGGUCGUAAAAAUAAGUACCAAACAAUCUACAUAGACGACAUACUUUUCAGAGUAGGAAAUGAUCUUAUAGUUCUAACUGAAGGAGCCUAUGAAAAAGAUCCACAUGUAGAUAUAAGUUCUAAUUUUGGAGGACGCUUAACAACACUUGCAGUUAUAGCUCGUUUUCUUGUUAAAGAUGGAAAAUUGAAAGGGAAAAUGAGAAUAUACAGUACUUCAAAGUCACCUAUCGAAACAACUUAUGAACUUUUUCUGAACAAUGCAGAAUUGAUACAAACAAUUGGAUUGAAAAUCUGUGGAGAUGGAUGGGACUUUGAUAAUUGCAAGUACAAAUUUGUCAAGAAUGAUUUGUCUUUCAAGUACUUUGACAACUCAAAGGAAAUCUCUGUUUUUACAAAAGAAUCAGACAUUCAUAAAAGAAAAUUAUUAGAACAAUCUAUGUUAGAAUACAUUACUAAAGAAUUGGGCCCAGCUCUUGAAAAUUACAUGGUAACUCAGCUCAGUAUAAAAUGUCUAGUAAGCAACAGUGUUGGUGCUGAUUACUCACUGAAAAACGUAUUAAGCAUUCACAACAAAAAACUACGUAAAGCAUUAAAAAAUCUAUCAGAAAAGAUAAUCUGCAUAACAAAUUCCUUACUUGUUAAAAAAUCUCCAAAAUUGAAAUACUCUGAAUUUUUUUGUCUAAUUGAAAAAAAUAAUGAAAUGAGUCUCAAAGUUUGUUCAGGUUGGAUAGAUCAGUUUGAUUCAUUAUCUUUCUUUCAGGAUAAAGAUGUUAUUGUUUCAAAUGAAGAGGACUUAGUUAUAGUCCAUGUUCCAGUUGAUUUUGGAAAUCUGAAGCUACACAUCACUGAACUCUCAAGUGACAGUCCUGUAAAUAAUAAAGAACAAACAUACAAAACGUCGAAUUCUUAUUUCAUCAUGUCACUGAAAAGAUUAAGUGAAAAUAAAGCAAAAAUUAACUUAGUAAGCUUCAAAGUACUCGACAUCACACCAAAAUCUAAAACACUAGUCAUUGUUGCAAUGGACCAUUUGAUAAAAUAUGCGAUAGAACAGCAUAUGAAACCAUUUUUAGAAGAAGCGAUGACGUAUAAUGAACUUCAAGAAUUGGCGAUCAAACCAGACGUAGAAAUAGAAUAUGAUUACGACAAUGAUUUAAUGGCUGAAGAUUCAGAGUCAGAAUAAACGGUGCUGGCAUCAGAAAUAUUAUAUAAUCUACGUACUUUUCUUAAGAUUUAAAAAACUUAUGAACGAUUGUUACAAAACUGGCAAUGGAGAAUCUAAAGAUUUAUUUAUA
Messenger RNA from Phymastichus coffea, 1529 nucleotides. RefSeq lists its product as uncharacterized. NCBI's taxonomy places the organism in Eukaryota, Metazoa, Arthropoda, Insecta, Hymenoptera, Eulophidae. The transcript is spliced from 9 exons. Bases 113 to 1417 code for a protein of 434 amino acids. The record is from RefSeq and is a predicted model, not a curated record.